Molecule: messenger RNA, 3255 nt
Organism: Micropterus dolomieu (smallmouth bass)
Lineage: Eukaryota; Metazoa; Chordata; Actinopteri; Centrarchiformes; Centrarchidae
Product: mucin-13-like
Exons: 12
Coding region: 187-2436 (749 amino acids)
Biological process (GO): cell-cell junction assembly
Source: RefSeq, a predicted model, not a curated record
UUCUGGGAGGGAAAUGCACUUUAGCACACAGUGCCGCCCUCGGAGGAGUGGCUAAUGAUUAAAACUGCAGUGAAGGACACCUUAGCCCUCACAUCCAAGGUUUCAGGGCACUAAAGCUUCGUCCUGCUCAAAGCCCUCUCUGGCUUUCUUUCUUGUGGUGACGUUUUGUUGUUAACUUAUUUUCCAAUGGCUCGAGAAUUCAAACUCCUCUCUGUCCUUUGGCUGGUUGCAGCCUGUUUUGCCAUCUCAGGUGAUGCAGCCACAGAUUGGCUACGUGCACCAUCAGGUCAGGAUACUACAAAUAUAGCUAUGACAACAACAGCUGCUCCAAACACUAAAUCUACACCAUCAGGUCAGAAUACUACAUCUAUAGCUAUGACAACAACAGCUGCUCCAAACACUAAAUCUACACCAUCAGGUCAGAAUACUACAUCUAUAGCUAUGACAACAACAGCUGCUCCAAACACUAAAUCUACACCAUCAGGUCAGAAUACUACAUCUAUAGCUAUGACAACAACAGCUGCUCCAAACACUAAAUCUACACCAUCAGGUCAGAAUACUACAUCUAUAGCUGCUUCAACAACAACAGCAGCUCCAGCCACUAAAUCUACACCAUCAGGUCAGAAUACUACAUCUAUAGCUGCUUCAACAACAACAGCAGCUCCAAACACUAAAUCUACACCAUCAGGUCAGAAUACUACAUCUAUAGCUAUGACAACAACAGCUGCUCCAAACACUAAAUCUACACCAUCAGGUCAGAAUACUACAUCUAUAGCUAUGACAACAACAGCUGCUCCAAACACUAAAUCUACACCAUCAGGUCAGAAUACUACAUCUAUAGCUAUGACAACAACAGCUGCUCCAAACACUAAAUCUACACCAUCAGGUCAGAAUACUACAUCUAUAGCUAUGACAACAACAGCUGCUCCAAACACUAAAUCUACACCAUCAGGUCAGAAUACUACAUCUAUAGCUAUGACAACAACAGCUGCUCCAAACACUAAAUCUACACCAUCAGGUCAGAAUACUACAUCUAUAGCUGCUUCAACAACAACAGCAGCUCCAGCCACUAAAUCUACACCAUCAGGUCAGAAUACUACAUCUAUAGCUGCUUCAACAACAACAGCAGCUCCAGCCACUACAUCUGCACCAUCAGGUCAGAAUACUACAUCUAUAGCUGCUUCAACAGCAACAGCAGGUCCAAGCACUACAACCGCAGCUGCUACAACAACAACAACAGUUCUUCCAACCACAAAGCCAGACCCUUGUGCAGUCAACCCAUGUGGUGAUGGGAGCACCUGUGAGCCCCGUGCCAAUCAAACAUUUGCAUGCUUGUGUCUGGCUGGUGAUUUCUACAAUGAAGAAAGCAAACGUUGUGAGAUUGUCAAAGUUUUCCCUGGACAACUAGUUCUGCCAAAUUUAACAUACAAUAAAAAUAUGACUGACAAGACCUCACCAACAUUUCAAAAGGCCUCGCAAACAAUUAUUGUCCAGCUGUCAGAUGUUUUCGAGACACAUUCUGGUUACACUGGAUCUACAGUGCUGGAACUACAGCCCAUAAAAAGAAGCAAAGCAUGGUCAAGGUCAGAGAAUGGGGUUGAUGCAUCUGUAGAGAUCAUCUUCAAACCAAAUGCUAACAUCACAUCAGAGGCUGUUAAGAAAAUGUUUGAAAAUGCCACCGCAUGUUCGGACUGCCCACUGGAAGGUGUAACUUUCAAUGAGGGAAAGCUGUGUGAUAAGAAUGCCUGUGAUGUGAAAACUACAAACUGUGAAUCAAAAGAUGGAUCUUUUAAGUGUUCCUGUAAGGAAGACUACAUUAAGACGGACUUCAGUAGCAGAAUUUGCGUUGCUUGUCCCAGUGGCCAAAAAGCCGAAGGUUCCAUUUGUGUCAAUUGCCAAUUUGGUUAUUCUGGUUUGAACUGCAGUGAAUCGUGGCAGCUGGUGCUGGUAAUCGUUGGCUCUGUGCUCGGGGGGCUGCUGCUCAUCACACUCAUUCUUCUGCCUGUGGUGGCAAGCAUGUGCUCAAAGAAGAGCUCUAAGAAGAACAAAAAUGCAGACAUUGGGAAGUCUUAUGUCAGCAACUCUCCUGCCAAGGCCCCGUUGGUUAACCGCGGCUACGACAAUAACCAGGCAGCCUCACUUAAUGGGUCAGCCUACGCUAGUGCUGGGGUGCCUAGAAUCCCACGGGCCACAACCACCAGCUGGGACAGCAAGACCAACCUGGAGAUGACUCCGAGUAACAGCCGACAAAACCUGGUCCCUGCGGGGAGAAACUCGAGGCUUUAUGAAGAAACAGAUGACGUGAACCCAUAUGCUCAGGCUCGAACCCAGAGCAGCCUCUACGGUCAGAAUCGACCUCAGAUCAACCCGUAUGCUUCGAGUCAAGGCCAUACCAACCCUUACUACAUGCAUGGCAAUGGAAGACAGUUUGAUUAAUGAGGAACCAUGAAGGUUCAUCCUACAAUGACAUUUUCCCAGAUCAAAAACAUGUUUAAGUUUCAUUGGAAACCUUAGAAAUCUUUUUUUGCUCUAUUUUUACACCCAAAUAUAUGUACACUGUUAAUAUCACAUUAUGGUAAAAGUUAAACAGAAGCACAGUGGUUACAUAGGUCUUGUCAAAUUGCUGAAGAAAUGUGCACUAAUGAAUAUUACUCUAACGUAUGGCAGUUAUGUCUUUUCACCACACUGACAUAGAGUGAACUCUAUUCUGACAAAUUAUAAACUGUUAUGAAUCAUUCCUGUCUUUGAAUGAAUCAUCAUCUUUGUAAAGUUUUAUUGUCAGUGGUUUCUCAAUAAUUUUAUUGUCUAUCAAUUAAAAUAUGAACUUUAUAUUUAACAGAAAUAUUUUACAGAAAUUGAUACUCAGAUCAGGCUGAGACCCAGAAAUGAGGAGCAGCCUUGUAUCAUUCUCUUGUCUCACUCAUCAAUGAAUUUACGAAUAAUCCAUUUGUACAUUAAAUGUUUUAGGUUUAUGAUGAUGAGUCACAGGCUUAUGUUUAAGUUGGAGUUUUUCCUCCAAAUCAGGGCAUGUUGGUCUCUAUAUAUUUCAGGAUAAUUUGUGUAAAAUGUUUACUACAGUGAAAUUGUUUGAUGUUCUGUUUUGUAUAACUGAGAGAAUAUUUUGUUUAUUUUUAACCCCUUUCAUAUCUGAUUGAUACCAAGCUGUUAUUCAACAUGAAUAAAACAACAGCAUUUAAAAGUAUAUGACCUCUUAUUGUAUUGUAUCAGUUUUCAUUUGUCACAUAUAAUAUAAUA